AUGUGGGGACGUUGGGUCACACCGUGCAUAGCUGCACUAUGCUUGACAUGGGUGAUUCCGACGUGCGCAAGAGUGGUGGACUUUGAAGCAGUGGGUGGCAAGGCCGAGGAUGAGUCUGAGGCCACAGAGUGGUCCAACGGUCGGUUGCUAAACGAGACAUUGAACUCCUUGCAAUCGGGAGACACGCUUCUCAUCCCUAAGAAGUCCUUUCACCUCAUGGGAGGCAUCCUUGCCGGAGCUUUGCAGAAUGUGGUCAUCCAAAUCGAUGGGUCUCUCAUCUUUUCUUCAAGGAAACAGGCUUGGCCAAGACACCCGGGCGGAGGGGUGCUAAGCUGCCUCCGUUUUGAGAAUGUUGUAAACUUGACCCUGACAUCAUCUGGCAAAGGCACUUUGGAUGGCCAGGGCAAAGCGUGGUGGGGCUAUCUUGAUUAUUUGAAGAUUCAAGAGAAUCGCCCCCGGCUGCUCGAGAUGUCGCAGCUGCAAGGCGUUCUCGUAGAGCGCCUGUUGUUGACCAAUGCGCCCUAUUGGACCACGUGGUUUAGCGGAGUCGAUGGCUUGGAGAUUCGAUAUUCCGACAUUCUGAACAGGAGAUCAGCAUACAAAGGCCACGGGCUCUUUGACCUGGGAGCCUUCAAUACCGACGGCUGGGAUGUGUCCGGAAAGAACAUCUGGAUCCACCACAGCAAAGUUUGGAAUCAGGACGACUGCUUCGCUGUGAAAGGAUCCUCUAGCAAUGUUCUCAUCGAGAACGUGGAGGCCAGUGGUUUGGGCUUGACAAUUGGCUCCGAGGGGGGUAACGACAGAGUUAGGAACGUGACCUUCCGAAACGUCUACAUGGAGAAGACCUUCAAAGGCAUUUACAUGAAGUUCCGUGAGAUUGGUGAGGGUGAGGUCGGCUUGAUUGAAGACGUGACAUAUGAGAACAUUUACAUGAAAGAGCCGGAGCAGUGGGGCAUUUGGAUCGGCCCUGCGCAGCAAUCCGACUCCCGACGCUUCUGGCAGGGCCAUCCCUGCUCAUUGCUCUGGCCAAACAUCCCCGGAGCCACCUGUAAGGCGGCCGAGCGGGGGAUCUACAGGAACAUCUUGUUGAAGAAUGUCACCAUCGACAACCCCAAGCUUCAGCCCGGAGUCAUCUUCUCGAGCGCGGACUAUCCCAUCCAAAACAUCAGCUUUGACUCUGUGAGGGUAGUCAACUGGAGGGGCAGGAAGGACAAGCUUCAAUACAAGCUUUGCGAAGGCGUGAAUGCUUCCCUUGCCCGCGUUCUCGGAGCCACCUACCUCAGACGCAUGGGGAUUCGCUACUUUGAUGUGGUCCUGUUGAUAACUUCUUCGCGGUUCACCGAAGCUGAGCUCAUGCUUGCCGAAGAGCUUCAGAAGUUCGAGGUCCCCUACUUUAUGGUUAGGAACAAGGUGGACAUAGACAUUGCAUCCGAGAUCCUCCGUGAGGAGGAAGCGCUGGAAGGAGACGAUGGAGACGAGUGUGAAUUGCCGAAAGAAGAUCGCGAGAGAGUCGAGCAGCAAACCAUCAGUUGCAUCAAGACCUACUUUGCCUCCGAGUACAGCGUCGAUCGCGUCUACUGUGUUUCAUCCAGGCGAAAACUGCGCAGCAACCAUGAUUUUCCCAGCUUGGAAGCCGACAUCUUGGAGGCCAUCAGAAUGCAGCGGUCGUAG
Messenger RNA from Symbiodinium sp. CCMP2456, 1671 nucleotides. NCBI's taxonomy places the organism in Eukaryota, Dinophyceae, Suessiales, Symbiodiniaceae. The record is from the annotation of a GenBank genome assembly.